Molecule: messenger RNA, 2276 nt
Organism: Chiroxiphia lanceolata (lance-tailed manakin)
Lineage: Eukaryota; Metazoa; Chordata; Aves; Passeriformes; Pipridae
Gene: TNFRSF17
Product: TNF receptor superfamily member 17
Exons: 7
Biological process (GO): tumor necrosis factor-mediated signaling pathway
Molecular function (GO): signaling receptor activity
Source: RefSeq, a predicted model, not a curated record
UCCGUCCCGCCUCCCCGGGACAGAUGGGAAAUGGAGUUGUCUGCGUUCUCUGUGCGCGGAGGGACUACAACUCCCGUCAGGCUCCGCGCGCGCCGUGCGUCGCUGCCGGCCCCGCCCCCCUGCAGGAGGGCACGGACCGGGAGUGGCGCGAACGCGUGAGGGGGACGGGACCGCCCGGCCCGCGGGGACCGCCCUGGUGAACUUCCAUCCGUGGAAAACCGCGCCGCGCUCGUCCUGGACAGCACAGGUGCAGAGUGACAGACACUGACAGCACCUGCGCUGUGCCAGAAAAGCGCCCAGGUGAAAGCUCCCGCACAGGUUCCUGCGGGAUGCCACAGGCAACGCUGCUGGACCUGCCCAGGCAAAAGUUGGCGGGAUGCGUGAAAAGUCCCAAUUUUGCUAAUUGGGCACACUUUGACUUGGUUAUUAUCAUUUAAGAAACGAUCCAGUUAAGCCAGAUUCAGCAGCACUUGUCAAAUACUGAGGCCCUUGGCUGGUGUGAUUAUUAGAAGUUAUUAAAAGAAACCCAAGCUCGACAAACCUGAAAUUAUUGCUUGAAGGGACUCCCUGACACAGAGAAGCUCAAAGUUGCCAUGUCCACUGUUGGAUUCCAUAAUAUCUCUGGGCCAGAUCUCCUGCUUUAUGAAUGUGGCCCUAGGAAGUAAAACUCCGGGAACUGCCUGGACUAAGGAAUUAAAGCUGCUUGCCAUGUGGUCAGAUCAUCCACAAAGGUAGUAUGAUCUGGAAAGGAAAAGAUUGGUCCACGUCCUGAACUUAUAACUCUUUGUUUCACCAGGCCAUCCUAACAUUAUUCAGACCAGUCAAGGUUACCUUAGACCUAUGGAAACAGGGACGAUGGAAGUUGUCUGAAGCUGCAGAGUGAGUCCGUGGCAAACCCAGGAACUGAACUGCUCAUAUCUUCUUACUGCUAUGUCUCCUGCCUCUGGGUUUUUUUAUCUUUGGACUAGGACAAAAAGUAAGCAUUGCAUAUUAUAAGAAAACAUGAUUACUGCAGCCCAUCACCACAAAGUUUUAGAGACAAGAACAAUUACUAUGAACUCCUGUUUGGAGAUCUUCUUUUCUAUGGUUUGUAAUCUUCAGCACCUGUCCAAGAAAUGCCUUCUAUAAAUAACCAUUUUCUGUUUCAGACAAGAUUGGUGCAGCUGCUCAGUUUUUCUACAAUUGUGAAUUGCCAAAAAAAGGAACAGUAAUUCCUUGGGGACCUCAGAGUUAAAUCCCUUCUAUGUAACGUGAUACUAUGAAGUGGGGCUGUGAUGGAAGUCCAUUAUUGCUAGCUGCUCUUAGAGUUGCUCAAACUGAGAACUGAGAAGUCCUUUGUGGAUGAUCCUCGCUCUUUUACAAUUUCUGUGGCUUUGUAGUUCCAUAAUUACUGCCCCUGAUGGCACCCUGCCCCAAAAAUGAAUACUUUGAUCAUUUGCUGCUCUCUUGUACACCUUGUCAUCUCCGAUGUUCCAGUUCGCCACCGCCUUCGUGUGAGAACUACUGUGAGCAGAGAUUAACUUCAUGCAUCUCUUUUAUUUCGUAAGGUACCGAUUCAAGUGGAAUUCUUUGGAUUUGUUUGGGCUUAGGAGUAAUUUUAAUGCUCACUCUGUUCACCUUAAUGGUCUUGUUUAAAAGGAAGCGCCUAAAGCAGUCAAAAGAAAAACUGGAAAACACAGACUCCUCUGUGGAGCUGAAUAAUAUUCUCAAGGCUAAUACUGACAGCAGUGUGAAUACAGAAGAAAUUAGACACACACUUCAAAGUGAAACAUUAAUGUAUUCAGUGGAAGAAUGCACUUGCAGUGACUGUGGCUUGGUAAAACCUCAGACUGGCUGUGAAACUUCAUUUCCAUUACCAGCUACUGAAGAACGAGCAACUGUUCUAGUUACCACAAAAUCUUUUGAUUAUUGCAACUAUGUUCUGGGUGUUGGAUGACUAUGAGAGUAGAAUAUUUUUACUGUGUAAUAAUAAAUGAGUUAUUCCAGUAUGGUGAUUAAUCUUAAUACUUGCAGUCAGUGGAGGAGGUAGUACAUUGUCCUUAUAGAUCUUCCAUUGAGCUUUCAUUAAUAUUGUCAUAUUAUUUCUAAUGCUAGUAUUUCUCUAGUCAAGUAUUUCUACAUUAUUCUUGGGUACUAAACUAGUUAUUGGAUUUUUUAAUUUCUGGAAGUCCUUACAAAGGACAGCUUUUGCUGCUCUUAAAGAUUGUAUCUACUUACACCAAAUAUAUACAAACCCAUCAAUAAACAAGUGUUUUAUGUGCUUUAUGUUAAACUCA